AUGCUCGCGGGUCCGGAUCUGGGAGCGAGGGCCCAGGUAUCCUCUGCUCUGGUCCCGGUGGGACUUGGCAACAUCCUGGAGGAUACUCAGCAGAAUCCCACACCCAAUUCGCUCAGUGCUUUCUUCGAAGACCUUCUCUCCCUUCACCGCCUGGUAGGCGUACAUUUCACUUCUCUCAUUCCCAACAUUCCCGAAUGGUCUUAUCCUGUUGUUGGAUUUGUCUAUUUGGAGUCUCCGGCUCAUCGAUAG
This is a messenger RNA of Darwinula stevensoni, 249 nucleotides long. The record is from the annotation of a GenBank genome assembly. NCBI's taxonomy places the organism in Eukaryota, Metazoa, Arthropoda, Ostracoda, Podocopida, Darwinulidae.